UUGCUAUUACUAUUAUAAUAACAAACUGUCUAAGUGUAAUCAAUAAUCAAGUCUUAAAUUUUGUGUUUCUUUAAAUAUUAAAAUAUUUUAAACUAAUUGAAAUUAAUUUCAAAUCGCUAUCCUUAAUUAUGGAUACAAUUAUUGAUAGAGGGGCGCCGAAAGCUCGUAACUUUGAACCAUAUGCAAGUAAUGGAGGUUCAAUUGUUGCCAUUAGUGGUAAGGAUUUUGCAAUUGUUGCUUCUGACACGCGUCUUAGCGAAGGCUAUAUGAUUUAUACACGUAAACAAUCAAAGUUAUUCCAACUAUCUGACAAAUCAGUUCUUGGGUGCACAGGGUGUUGGUGUGACACAUUAUCAUUGACCAAUAUUAUUCAGUCUCAAUUGAAGUCAUAUUUGUACGAUCAUAACAAAAUAAUGCAGCCUAAUUCUAUUGCUCAAUUGCUAUCUACUUUGUUGUACAGUAGACGUUUCUUCCCAUACUAUGUCUACAAUGUACUUGCUGGACUUGAUAAUAAUGGUGAGGGUUGUUUAUACAGCUAUGACCCUGUAGGUCACUGUGAAAAAGUAAAUUACACUGCUGGUGGCAGUUCUGGUGUUCUCAUGCAACCAUUUUUGGAUAGUUGGUUGGGAAACCGGACUGCUGAUAAUCCUGUUACUGAAGAAGAAGCGUUGAGCUUGGUUAAAGAUGCAUUUACUGCAGCUGGUGAACGUGAUAUAUACACUGGAGAUGAAGUAGUGUAUAACAUAAUUAAAAAAGAUGGAAUCAAGACGGGUGUAGUUCAACUUCGUAAAGAUUAAACUUUUGAUGAAAUAAAAAUACUACAGUUAUAAUA
Rhopalosiphum maidis (corn leaf aphid) is the source of this 832-nucleotide messenger RNA. It is a transcript of the gene Prosbeta6, whose product is annotated as proteasome subunit beta type-1. NCBI's taxonomy places the organism in Eukaryota, Metazoa, Arthropoda, Insecta, Hemiptera, Aphididae. The transcript has 4 exons. Bases 129 to 797 code for a protein of 222 amino acids. Gene Ontology annotation, cellular component: proteasome core complex. The record is from RefSeq and is a predicted model, not a curated record.